Messenger RNA from Kluyveromyces marxianus DMKU3-1042, 1068 nucleotides. It is a transcript of the gene MRX10, whose product is annotated as Mrx10p. The record is from RefSeq and is a predicted model, not a curated record. The transcript has a single exon. The coding region runs from base 1 to 1068 and encodes 355 amino acids. Gene Ontology annotation, biological process: positive regulation of mitochondrial translation. NCBI's taxonomy places the organism in Eukaryota, Fungi, Ascomycota, Saccharomycetes, Saccharomycetales, Saccharomycetaceae.
AUGUUUUUAAGAAGUUUAGCUAAUGUAAGGUUGUUCCACACAACUAGCAGUUUGUUGCGUUCCAGCCCCGACAAAAUUGCUUCGCGAGUGUUGAGGAGAUCCAGACAAGUGAAAAGACCCAAGACUCUGGAAUCUUCACUUCUCACCCGCUUAAGGCCAGUGACGGCGAUCACGACCGCGGAAUCGUACGACUUAAGUAGAACUGUUGAAUUGCUAAGUAAGAAAGGAUACCAACCGGCAACAUUGAUACCGAAUGAGAUAAUCAGCUUCAAGUAUUUGCACGACGGAUUCAGAGGCGACAUAAUGGUUUUGGCGCAGAAUGGGUCUGUGGUGUCGUGGGGUUUUAACGAGAGUGUCUUGCGCGAUGAGAUUCUUCCUCUAGUAGCGGAAGCGCGAGUAAACUCCUUGCAAGAGGUGCAGUUUGAAAGCGAAGACUUGGACUAUGUAGAGUUGGAGGACAAAGAAGAUAUAAGUAAAUUGAAACAAAACUAUUCGUUAGGUGAUGAGAGUAGCAUGGAAAAUGAGGUAAUUAUAAUCAACGGAGUUGAGCCAGAAAGUGGGCUAUUGGAUAAAGCAGCGUUUUCCAGCGGUAUUUCAAGAAGCACAAGACUAGCUGUUUUAGAAGUGGCAUUGGAUUCACAUAUUGAGAAAACAAGAGAAUUUACAGAGUCCCUCUCUCGUGGUAAAAAACUCAAUAUCAGCGAAAAGGCAGUACUUCAAUCGACCGGAAGACUCUUUUUGAUGAGAGGGAAAUUAAAUCUCUAUAGCGAAUUGAUUGAAACACCAGAUCUCUACUGGAGUGAACCCCAAUUGGAAAAGCUCUAUCGUCAGAUUUCAAGAAACUUGGACAUUCAACCGCGUAUCAGCAUAUUGAAUAAAAAACUUGAUUAUGCGACUGAUGAGGCAAGAGCCUUGAUGGCUGUAUUGAAUGAAAAAAAGGGAACCCGUCUAGAAUGGAUUAUAAUCUAUUUGAUCACCGUAGAAGUAUGUUUUGAAUUGUACCACUUUUACGAAAAGUAUCAAGAGAUCUUCAAGAGCAAAAAGGAGUCCGAAUUGGAACGGGUAUAA